This is a messenger RNA of Lolium perenne, 1269 nucleotides long. Its product is annotated as zinc finger protein 1. Gene Ontology annotation, biological process: regulation of DNA-templated transcription. The record is from RefSeq and is a predicted model, not a curated record. NCBI's taxonomy places the organism in Eukaryota, Viridiplantae, Streptophyta, Magnoliopsida, Poales, Poaceae. Gene Ontology annotation, cellular component: nucleus. Gene Ontology annotation, molecular function: transcription cis-regulatory region binding; DNA-binding transcription factor activity.
CACCACCAACGACUUCCCUAAUCCUUACCACCACUUCCCCACCUCUCAUCCAUGUAUAAAACCACACCACUGUCAGCUGCGAGUCCACCACACACAGCUCAAUUCCCUCACUCCCCAAACCACUAUCUAGCUACUACUCUCUCGUGCCAAUACCCAAGAACAAGCAAGAAACAGCUUCUUGCGUCCAAGUCUUGGAUCGGCGUACAUGGCGGUAGAGGCGGUACUCGAACUUGACACGGCGGCGAGCGAGGAGGAAACGCAAGCGCGGGUGCGGUGCGCCCAGGGGUGGGGCAAGCGUAAGCGCUCCAGGCGGCAGCAGCAGCAGCGCGCGCCCAGCGAGGAGGAGCACCUCGCGCUCAGCCUCCUCAUGCUGGCGCGCGGUCACCGCGACCAGCGCGCUUCGUCGCCGGCGCAGGAGCACGCGUGCUCCGUGUGCGGCAAGGCGUUCGCGUCCUACCAGGCGCUCGGCGGGCACAAGGCCAGCCACCGCCCGAAGCCGCCGCCGGCAGCUGCUGUCGACGAGCCAGCAGCUUCCCCCGUCGCGUCCUCGUCCACGUCGAGCGGCGCAGGCGGCAAGGUGCACGAGUGCUCCGUGUGCAAGAAGACGUUCCCCACGGGUCAGGCGCUGGGCGGGCACAAGCGGUGCCACUACGAGGGCCCCAUCGGCGGUGCCACCGCUGCGGCCAGCCGUGGGUUCGACCUGAACCUGCCGGCGCUGCCGGACAUCGUCACCGACCGGUGCAUGCAGGCGGCGGCCGACGAGGAGGAGGUGCUCAGCCCGCUGGCUUUCAAGAAGCCGAGGCUAAUGAUCCCGGCAUGACUGAAUCAUCAGUUGAUGAGUGAAUUGCAAGCUACUCUCGUCCUGUCGGUGUGUUGCUGCUUCGUUGGCUGGUGAUACCUUGCCAGCGGAGUGUAGAGAUCGAGCCGGCGCACGAUCGGUGCCGUUUCCUGUAGAAACGUUUACUUCCAUUGAUUCAUUCGUUUGGUGUAUCAUAAUUGAACGACUUGAUACGGUAUAUAUAAGGAUUGAGUGCAGUUGAAUGUGUGCUAGUACUAGAAUACUCGUGUGUAGUUGGGUAACGACCAACUGACCAAGUGUGUAGUUGCUUACCGUGUCGGCCACUCGUGCGUGCACCGCCGGUAAUGAGUAGCUUUGUCAAACUACAGUCCCAGCUAUAACGAAAACUCAACUGUAGCUACCAAAUUCCGAGACCAAUACACCUCGAUCGAUCGGUCGAGUAUAUCUGUAUGUAAAUGGAAGUACUAGUG